This is a messenger RNA of Paralichthys olivaceus (Japanese flounder), 1532 nucleotides long. It is a transcript of the gene adprm, whose product is annotated as ADP-ribose/CDP-alcohol diphosphatase, manganese-dependent. The record is from RefSeq and is a predicted model, not a curated record. NCBI's taxonomy places the organism in Eukaryota, Metazoa, Chordata, Actinopteri, Pleuronectiformes, Paralichthyidae. Gene Ontology annotation, molecular function: 2',3'-cyclic-nucleotide 2'-phosphodiesterase activity; manganese ion binding; ADP-ribose diphosphatase activity.
AAGGCUAUAACAGGAAGUUGCUGCUUUUAUUUCGUAGUCUUCGCGGUUGUACCUUUAUAUACGGUCUAUGGUUGUACCCAUAGACUGUAUGGUUGUACCAUAGACUGUAUAUAAGGUUGUACCGGGUUGUAGUUGUCAGAUCACCACCUGAUCACUGAUCUGAGUCCAGUCGCUUGAUGGGACGACAGAGGACAGUGAGCUGGCAGGACUUCAUCAUGUUUGCAGGUUGUCAGGGAACUGGUCUGUGGUCGGUGUUUCCUGUUUAGUCGGGACAUGCUGUAAACCCCGCGGGACGUCACUUGUUAUAAACACACGCAGGAGAAUGGACGAUCAGCCACAGCCUCCUCUGUUCACCUUCGGUGUGAUCGCUGACAUCCAGUACGCGGACAUCGACGACGGCUACAACUUCACCCGGUCGAGGAGACGCUACUACCGCAGCAGCCUCCAGCUGCUGAGGAACGCCCAGCAGGGCUGGUCGGACGCGGCCGUGGCGCCGCUGUUCGUCCUCCAGCUCGGGGACAUCAUCGACGGCUUCAACAAGGGCCGCGGCGCCUCCGACCGAGCGCUGGACACGGUGCUGAGGGCGUUCGGCCCCGGCCCCGUGGAGGUGCACCAUGUGUGGGGCAACCACGAGUUUUAUAACUUCAGGAGGAGGGCGCUGCUGAGCUCCAGGCUCAACACGAGUCCCCCCCGCACUGACACCGAGCCUGCGGGCAGCCUGAGCGCGGAUCAGGCUGCUCCCGAUAUCUACGCCUACAGAUUCAGCCCGUUCCCCGGCUUCACCUUCGUUGUGCUGGACGCCUACGAUGUGAGCCUGCUGGGCAGAGAGGAGUCCAGUGAAGAGUACAGGGCAGCUCUGGAUGUGAUCAGACAGCACAACAGCAACGAGGACCUCAACUGCCCCCCAGUUUCAGGGUUAGAGGGCCUAGAGAGCAGAUUUACCAUGUUCAACGGUGGGUUCAGUAAGGACCAGCUGGACUGGCUAGAGUAUGUGCUGUCGUCGGCCGAUGAGAAGAAAGAGAGAGUCACCAUUGUCAGUCACCUACCUGUCCACCCCCACUCCACAGAUCCCAUCUGCCUUGCGUGGAACUUCGAUGAGCUCCUGGCCAUCAUCAAGUCCCACAGCAGCGUGGUGUGUUUCAUGGCAGGCCACGACCACGACGGCGGAUACUGCCAAGACAAAGAUACUGGCGUGCACCACCUGACGUUGGAGGGGGUGAUUGAGACUCCGCCUGACAGCGACGCCUUUGGCACGGUCUCCGUGUACGAGGACAGGAUGGUGCUGAAAGGGAACGGAAGGAUCGCAGAUCGAGUAUUUCUGUUUUAAUCUCACAGCAGAGGCCUUUGACUUUAAGUUUUAUGACUUUACACCCUUGUAGUUUUAUUUAAAGGCCAAGGUGGUGAAGUAUGGACAAUUACUGUAUCACAAAACAGUCACUCUGCUGUGUUUUCUAGACAAAUGCUGUCAUAUCCACUUACCUGAUCAGAACAGAUCAACAACUGCAGUACCUCAAAUAUUUUAUUAAACUUAU